AUGGAGAACAUCCAAUAUCUGACUAACGAUGCAAUUCACAGCCUGCUGAUAAACUUGACCAAGAAUGAGGCCAUCAACUUCCGGGCGACCAUCGAGCAGGCGUUGGAGGACUUUUCUGUCGGGGGCGAGCGCCAGUACCAGCCUGAACCCAGCGGCAUACUCCGACCUAACGGCCAGAAAACACUCUUCCGACCCUUCACCUCGGACACCAGCGUGGGAGCCAAGCUCGUCGUCGAACCACCUCCCGGUCCUGGAGGCAGGAAAGAGCCCCUUCACGGUAUUCUCAUCUUGAUGGAUGGGCAAGGUAACCCCACUGGGGUCCUGGCGGCCGAGGAAGUGACUGGCUACCGAACAUCGAUGAACGUCAUGGUGCCGUUCUCUUGGAGAAAACACGUCAACAAGAUCGUUAUUUUUGGCGCCGGCGUGCAGGCUUUGUGGCACACACGCCUCAUGUUGACGCUCAGGGGUUCCGAAAUUGACACCAUCACCUAUGUGAGCCCUCGAAGAGACCAGGUCAAGGCACUCAUCGAAAGGGUAUCCAAAGAGAACAAACCUCGUUCGGGUUCAGAUUGCUCCUUCCACUUCAUCGACUCGACCGCUGUGGACUUCCAUGAGCAUAUUGAGGCACGUCUUGGCGAAACCGACUGCGUCUUCUGCACGACACCUUCCACGACGCCCCUGUUCCCCGCUAGCUACCUGACCAAGCGAACGAAUGACGACCGCCAGCCUUUGGUCUCUGCCAUAGGCUCUUGGCAGCCUCACAUUAUCGAGCUGGAUCCCUCUUUGUUGCGCCAUUGUAUCGACGCCAAAGGCGGGUACAACCCUGUCACCGGAGAAGCCAAAGGAGUAGUGCUCGUCGACGACCGGAACUACGCUCUCGAGAACUCUGGGGAAGUUAUUAAGAGUGAGAUCAUGGCCGAGGACAUGGUCGAGCUAGGUCAGAUAAUCGCACUCAGGAAGGGAAGGAUGCAGCCGCCAGACGAGGAGCACGCCGAGCAGGCGGACCGCUUCAUCUCGGAGGGUUUUGUUGUGUACAAGAGCAUUGGCGUGAGCCUGACGGACCUGGCGGCUGGCAAUGCCAUCAUCGAACUCAUUCAGAGCAAGCAGGGUGGAAUUGACAUUUCCAGUUAA
Purpureocillium lilacinum is the source of this 1131-nucleotide messenger RNA. RefSeq lists its product as uncharacterized. The record is from RefSeq and is a predicted model, not a curated record. NCBI's taxonomy places the organism in Eukaryota, Fungi, Ascomycota, Sordariomycetes, Hypocreales, Ophiocordycipitaceae. Gene Ontology annotation, cellular component: cytoplasm.